GUUAAAGUUGAAAACCUGUAGAGCAGUUUACAUGAAAUUCAAGACCGUGCAACAAGCUUGGAGUCGAAGUUUCUUUAAAGUCAAGCUUCGAAUAUAGAGUCAAGUAAGUAGUUUUCUUUUCAAGAAAUUUUAUUCCGGUCCACGCAAAGAUCUACUCAAGGACUAUAUUUCUACAACAAGAGUUCUACACUAUAUGCCGAUGUACGAUUCUCUCGACAAAUCUGACUUCUGUUGUUCCUUCACAAAGGAAAAAGGAAAAUUGAGUCACUCAAUCAAUUUUCAAUUUCAGCUUCUUCAUUUUACCAAAGUUUUGGUUUGUAGAUGUCGUUUACGUCUCCUUGGAGUUAAAGCAGUUUUUUCGCCUCGGAUGUUGCAAAUGAAGCAUUUCUUCAUUGAAGCUGGUGGUUAAGUCCUAGAUUACGGUCACGACCGCAGAAACCAGUAAGCUCGUAUUGAAGCUCAUUGAGUCUUUGUUUCCACUGUAUUUUCGCAAUACAGCGCUUCCUAUGCAUAUGUACUUGAGCUAUUUUCAUAAUAGCGUACGUGCAAUUCCUUCCUAAUUCCUAAAGAGUCUGCUAUUUAUUUCAUACAUCUCUCUGUUCGCAAGGCCGUGCUUGAUUACCGUGACGUGUGCAGUUUCACUUCAGCUAGCGGCUGCCGAUCAAGUUCCCGUCCAGUUUAGCCGUGAGGCUUCAAAACUCUCAAGAUUGUUUAGCCGUUCCAUCCCGAUUGGGAUAGAUCUUUUGGAGCCCAAAAUCAAAGCAGAUACGACUUCGAUUUGCGGAAAGAUGCAUCUCUAUCAAGCGACUAAAUUUGCUUCGCAGUUAAAAUCAGUUACGCACUCGGCUGCGCCUCUUGAGGCACCUUUUCGUUCUUACCAAAUUUGAAGUUAUCUUUGAUUUAAUCAUUGGACAGAAGCACGGCAAAAUGGAAUCUAUUUGUUUAAAUGUACGCACAAAUGCGCACGCCAAACGUGAUUGAUAGCGUGAUGCAAUUCCUCUCUCAGAAGUCACGCUUAGGUUUGUCACCGAUCGCUUCCGUUUCUGCGCACGCAGAGACGGAAAUCACUUGUUGUUUGAUCACCAACCACCGCCACUUCAAUUUCUGUGUACGCAGAGACGAAAAUCACUUGUUGGCUGAUCACUAACUACUGCCACUUCCGUUUCUGCGCACGCAAAAACGGAAGUUGGUUACUCACUAACCACCGGUCUCAGUCACGCGACAAUGAUCACCUUACUGUUUGAGGAAUUCAACAUUGACUUCCUGCACACACACAACUCGCUAUUUUUGGAAACAGGAUAUUCGGAAUGGUUGUCUUUUCGCGGUUCCUUCCUUCUUUGAAAUUUCUAGAAUCUUUCAUUGCCAAAUGGGAUCGACGCUAGAAAAGCAAUUCUCUCCUUCUCUCUGGGAAAUUCUGUUAUGAGCUCUCAUUCCACACCAAAAGACGCCUUGUCAUUCAAUCAGCAAACAUGUAGAUUUGCUCGUAAACAGAAGCAUGCGAACCGUUAAAACCAUGGACCAGACUUCUUCUUGGAUUUUUUUACAAGCCUUGUGAAGUAUCCAUUAAAGUAAUUGGAUGUGGUAUGUCUAUUCACUCAUUCGGUAUGUUACUGAACGAAAACUUUGUGCAUUUUCUGAACUUCCACUUGUCAAUUGAGGAGGCUUCAUAGGGUUUUUGUUCGAUGUUGGCGCCCGCACAGGCGUAUUGUAUUUUUAGAAAAAAAAUUGUGUUUUUGCUUUUCUGGGUCACUAAAAGCCAUCAAAAGCGCGAUGAGCAAGGUUCGGACUAUCGUUUGCUGUAGUAAAUAUUAUCAAAAUGAUUUUUGUUAUUAAGCUAAGGCUCUACGAAGGGAGGCGAUAAUUUGGCUUUGCAUUUGAUUUUCUUCAAUUUACUUCGGUGAAAUCUCUCAAAGUUUUCGCAAUUUGUGAAAUUUGUCCAGCCAAUCAUUUAAAAGCCGAAGAAAAUAGAUUGGGGUUAUAGGGCAGUUUCCGCGCUAUUUGCAAUCUUGUGUAUUCUUCCUCGAUCUCAAAUGUGGUCUUAUGAACUUUUUUUUAUCAACAGGCACUAGGAAGGGCACAAAUAUGUUUAACGGUUCAGCAAAUCAUAAGGAAGGAAUCAAAUCGGAAUCGGAAGGAAACGCGAUUAAUCCUGCUCGAAAGAUCCUUAUUUUCUCUAUCGCAAAACGUUACGUAAUGAAUAAGUACUUCGCUAACAUCUAUAUCUAAGAAAGCGUUGAUUUUCGGGAUCUGUUGCCUUUUGGCAAUUUUUCCCACGGUGUUUUCUUUUCGGUUGACCUCUUUUUCAGGCGUACAAGGCCCAUGAAUAUUACGGGUGCAGUUGCUGGAAACCCUAGACUCCAUCACAUAAUUGUUUUAAGCACACCUAUAAUUCAAAUGACAAUCGUGCGAUCGUAUCGAGCCGCCAUGUUUGUUUUGCAUGUUGACACUUCUCAACCUCGCGCUAUGUUCGAACCGAGACCUCGCGGUUCGAAAUUUCACCAAAGUCUAACUCUCCUAUUCAAGGAAGCAGAACUGGCAUCUCUUUAGCCAUAUCGCGCUGUUAAACUGUUGAAGCAGUUCCCUCAGUAUCACAAUGAAUUUGAAGAGCUUAAGCUUUGAAUCGAUUGGCACGCUAGCAUAAUGCUUUAACAUAUAUUACAUGCUCUUUCCUGAUAUAUCUGUUUUCAACAAAAUACUCUCUACCGUCUGCUCAUCUCCCUGUUGAUCAGGCACGUAUAUAAUAUAUUUUGGUGUGAAAGGAGUCACCUUGUAGCACCAGCACAGUUUUGAUUUACUUUUGCUGCUGGAAUCUUUAUUUUGAUCUUGAUGACUUCUCAAAUUUCUGACAGAAAGGCAAAAAAUUGUCCAUUAAUCAUGCCCAAAUUUUGGUGAAUCCCAUGAUGUUUAUGGGCAACAGUCAAAUCCUGUAUCUGGUGGGAACAUUUUUUAUUUCUCAAUAAAACCCCUGACAAUAUUUUUGUAGCAUCUGUAAAUUCAGUCCCAACAAUACCCCGUUAGACACUAAGUUGGGUCUGUAAUGCAGAAAAGGAUGACGAUUUUUGCCAAUAUUUUGAAUGUCAUUUUGAAACAGGUCUACUUCCUGUUUUUGACUUUUUUAUUUAACUAAUUUCUUACCUCCACAAAAUCCUCGUUAUAGCUUUCAACAAAAUAGAACUUGACUUGUUUCAAAAUGAUUACAGCCUGUUGUUUAUUCUUGAUUAACAAUGUUGCAAUAUCCUUGGCCACCACAUAAAGUAACUAAACCUUUUUUUAUUUGGCUGAUUCUGUUGGAAAUAUUGUGUAGACAUUUAGACUUUUGAUCAAAAAGUAAUGUCUCCUACUACUGUACGUUAAGUUUGUUAUUAUACAGACUAAUUUUGAUUUUCCUCCUAGGUGUGAUUAUCAAUAACAAUGGAAGGACAAUCACACUCUGAGAGCAGGGAAGGGAUUCGUUCUCGCAAUGUUACAGUCCUGUUAGCUACUGAUGUUACCAAGCGAAAUGACCAAUUAUUUAUGCCAAACACAAUUGAAAUGGCACAAAUAAAAAAGAAAAAGAAAGGGCAGUAUGUAAGCGGAAUAAAAUUUUCUGACAAUAUGUCAGAAGAAGAAGUAAAAGGGAGAAUCCUUUCACAUUUUCCAAAUUUGAAAAAUCAAAGGUACAUAAUCAUAUAAUUGUUUGGUAUUCACUAUUUUAGUAUUUUACCUUAUCUGAGUGAAUGCUACAUGCAGUAUAUAAAUUAUGUACAAAUUAUGUGACAGUAUUAUAUUUCAGAACAGGGAAAAAUCACAGAUACAAAGCAGACUAUAGAAAUAUCAGUGCACCAAAUGAAAACCAAACUUCGAUUAGUUUGAUAUGUUCUGUUUAGUGUGAAUUUUUCAGUGACAAACCCUCAAAUGAAUGAGAUUAUUGUUACAUGUCAUAUAAGACACUGCAUGUAGUCAUAGUUUCUAUAUAUUAAUUCUGUGUUGUUACUCUUUAGUGUGUACCUUAUGCCAUUUAUUUUUUAUUCUUAGGUAAUAACACAGGAAUGCUGAUUUAGUUUUAUUAAAAAAGUCACAUGCCAAAAUAAUAGAAAAAUAACUAACCCAAUAAGAAUUUUUGCUCAUUGCUUUAUUUAUGGUAUGUUUUAAAAAUCAUUAAAUAAGGGUCAUCAAGGAGGAUGGGAAUACUCCUUAUAGUGGUGUACAAUGGCUUGUCCAAAAUGGAUAUGAUUUCUAGGCUUCAGUUGUAAAUUAAGGUGGAAUAUCUUAUUAUUCUUAACCCUUUGACUCCCAGAAGUGAUUAAUCUGAAACUUCUCCUCAUAAUGAGGAGAAGUUUCAAGUUAAUACAUAUUAUAUAUAUAGGAAGUCUGUGUUUUGAGUUUUCCAUUGUACAGUGCUCGAUGUGUAGAUUAGUAGAGUGUGAUGUAUAUUAAGAUAAGGAAACAGGCUUGUAGGGAUGAAAGUAUAGUCUCUGUUUUUUUCCCUAUCUCUUCAUAAUUAUAUAUGUGUAUAUAAGAAAUAAAAAUUGUGCCAAGUCCAUUGUUGAGUUAUAUAAGCACACUAGAAUUUUUAAGAACAUGGGAGAAGUGCGAAGAAGCAUGAACUAAAGGCGAGUGCUUCUUGCAAUUCUCAAUACUUUUGCAACAGUCAUAUUAAUUAUUGACUAGCAUGUAAGUUUUUAUUUUGUAAUUGCAAUUGUUCCUUUGUUUAUAAUCAGGUUUUUUUUUGCCUCUGCGGUUGAAAACCGAACAAGGCUGGAGUUCCAUGGUGAACCACGAGUAUGGGAUGGGCAAUUCAUGAAAAAGACCCUCGGAGGAAAUUCAGCCCUUUACAUCUUUACUGAGGUAUGUGGAAAAAUAAUAAGAUAAAGUGUUGUGUCAAGAAAAUAAAGGACAAGAACUGGAAAAUCUGAUUGAGUUAUGGAAAUGUGACAAAAUUUUCUGUUAGAGUUGAGCUGUUUAAUUGCGAAGUAAAAAUAAAGUUCAGUACGUUAUAAAGCUAAUAGAUAAUAAAAAUAUAUUUAUUUAUUUGUUUCUACAACUUUGGAAUAUUUAACAUUCUAUACACAGCAUAAUUAAUUUAUCAUUUGACCUUGUUUUGUCAUUUAAAGUCGUACUUGCUGUAUAUGUUUGGCAGUCAAAAUAUUGCAAUCAAAUGAUUGUGACUCUCUACUGGUAGACAAACAUUCAAUCCAGAUUUAUUCAUUAAAUAAUUAAGGAUUGUAAUUUCCAUUCCUUGAGAAGCUGCCUUGUCUGAGUGCACCACUGUGUAUUGCAUUGUUUUAUAUACCUGCUGCCAAUUGAUAUAGAUAUUUGUAAUACUUUUGACGAGUGAACAUCCCUGGACUCUGCAGUAAAUAGAAAGCUCAGAUGGCAAACAUUUUGUCCCAUGUGCUGCAAAAAUAUUUAAAGGAUAUUGAAAACAGUAACCUCCAUAUGGCACACCAAUAUGCUUGGAUACGUGUGUAUUUGUCCUUGGACAUUAUCUGUUCCUAGCAGCUCAAAGUUUUCCUUGAGCUUCAUUCACUAGGAAAUACCUGAGGAUAGUUUCUGCACCAAAUUAAAUGGAGGCUGUUGUUUAUACAUAUGAUUGUAUAUAUAAUUGGUUCUUUACAGAUGACAAAUUCUGAGUGGUCAGAGACAUUGUCACAGAGGCCAACUGUUCAUACACAGUCUAGGAAUUUUGCAGGUAAUUUGUAUAUUCAAGAGGAGUGUCUGAGUGAUCUGUAGUAAUGCCAUAUUACUAGCUGUCUUCCAAAACUGUAGAGGUUAGCUUUUUAUAUACCCUUUCUAGCAGCACAAAAUAUUAUACACUGUAUAUUAACAUCUGAUUUUAAGGUGCACUAAAGUUGUGCAAAUUUAUCCAGUGUACAGCUUGAUUGCUUGUAGCCUGGAAACCAUAUAAUUAAGAAAUAUAAAGGUGAAUGCAUGAUCAAGAAAAAUUUUGAGACAAGGGCUUAAUGUUGAAACAAGCUCUUAAUUUGUUGUUAGGGGUGAAAAAUGUAUGAACAUCUUAUUUGUAUGUGAGUUAAACAUUUACUGGACUUCAUGGCCAGAAAAUUUCAUAGCUUUAAUUGUAUUGAAAAUUCUGAAAGUUGUAUAGGCAUUGAAUACAUUAGUUUUAUUAGCUUAUCUACUCUAAUUCACUUAAUUCACUCAAGGUUUUAGUAAUUUCACCCUAAAGGAUUAGCUUUGGACUUAAUGUUUUCUCUGAGUUUAUGGCUGCUCUAAGUACAUGUCAAGUUUACUGACCUAAAAGAUUGAGCCAUAUUGAUGGGUUGAUUGAUACAAAAUUUUCAUGCUCAGAAAUACAUAUUAAGAAGAUUGCAAUACAGUUAAUCCCAUAUAAUUUCUGAGAACUGAGACCUGACCGUACAUUGCACAUAAAUCUUUCAAGAAUAAUUUCUAUGUACUUGGCUUCCAGGUAAAAAAUCAGGAAAAAGAAGGAAUGAUGGAAGUGCCUCUGCAGUUGUAUGCAAGAGGGCAAAGGAAUGCAGUGCCACUGGUGUAUCACCAAUUGGCAAUUUAAAUACUCCCAUGCUGUUGCAUUUUGUAAAUGUGCCACAAAAUGGACCACAGGGCCACAGGACCACAACAACAACAACAACAACAUCCCAAAAGAACAUCAGUUCACAAAACGUUUAUUUAGACAGAUUUUCCAAAGCAACUGACUCUCAGAGAUAUGCCACUCCAGUUGCAUAUACAUGUACCAGAACAAGCAGCACUAUUGUUCCAGGCCACCAGACACAAGCUUCUGGGGGCAUUUUACCAUCAGCCCAACCUCCAGUUUCUAUGUCAUCUUCUCCUCAUCUUCGUAAUUUUAGCAUGCAAACCUCAGUUCAGGAACACCAAUCACAGCCAAUUGUUUCAAGGGCUCCUCAAAGACAAUUAUACCAUUGGGUUCAAGAUGAUUUAACUGUCAGGAAAGAUACCCUCAUUGCAUUACAGCUGGGAAACAGUAUUCCAGUUACAAAUCCAACAGAACUUCAAAAACAGAUUCAGACAGGAUUAGAUCAGCAGUACGUUUUGCAAAACACAAAUAGUUUGCUACCAGGAACAACUCAGGAUGCUAGGAAUAGUAUGGCAAGUAUAUGA
Molecule: messenger RNA, 7077 nt
Organism: Pocillopora meandrina
Lineage: Eukaryota; Metazoa; Cnidaria; Anthozoa; Scleractinia; Pocilloporidae
Source: the annotation of a GenBank genome assembly